Cyprinodon variegatus (sheepshead minnow) is the source of this 1726-nucleotide messenger RNA. Its product is annotated as zinc finger protein 501-like. Gene Ontology annotation, biological process: regulation of transcription by RNA polymerase II. The record is from RefSeq and is a predicted model, not a curated record. NCBI's taxonomy places the organism in Eukaryota, Metazoa, Chordata, Actinopteri, Cyprinodontiformes, Cyprinodontidae. The annotation marks the transcript as partial. The transcript has a single exon. Gene Ontology annotation, cellular component: nucleus. Gene Ontology annotation, molecular function: DNA-binding transcription factor activity, RNA polymerase II-specific; RNA polymerase II cis-regulatory region sequence-specific DNA binding.
AAUGUCUUUCUGCUGUGUUUGUCUUUCUAGACCUUCAGGAUUAUGUUGUAAAAGAGGAGGAUUUCUCUGACCAGCAGCUCUAUGAUCAGGGGAGGAACUCCAGUUUGGACCACGAGGAACCAGAACCUCUUCAGAUAAAAGAAGAGCAGCAAAAGCUAGAAAAUCACUGGACAAAAGAGGAAACCACCGAGCUCCCCAUAAGUGAGCAUGAAGAGCAACUUGUUCUGAAACACGAAACUGAAGAUACAGGAGAGAAACCUUCCCCAUGCUUAACAUUGGAAGAAAACUUUAUAAAAAAAGAACAUUUAAUGGAUCACAUCAGAAUUCACACAAGCGAGAAGCCUUUUGAAUGUUUGUCCUGUGGAAAAAGCUUCACCUCUAAAUCUGAUCUUGAUAAACACAACCGAAUUCACACAGGUGAGAAGCCUUUCACCUGUACCAUUUGUAAGAAGAAUUUUUCUGAAAAGGGUAAUUUGACUUCUCACAUGAGAAUUCACACAGGUGAGAAACCUUUCUCCUGUGCCUUUUGUAACAAGAAGUUUACUAAAAGGAGUAAUUUGACUUCUCACAUGAGAAUUCAUACAGGUGAUAAGCCUUUCUCCUGUACCAUUUGUAACAAGAAUUUUACUGAAAAGGGUAAUUUGACUGCUCACAUCAGAAUUCACACAGGUGAGAAACCUUUCUCAUGUAUCAUUUGUAACAAGAAUUUUACUGAAAAGGGUAAAUUGACAUCUCACAUGAGAAUUCACACAGGUGAGAAACCUUACUCCUGUACCAUUUGUGAAAAGAAUUUUUCUGAAAAGUGUAAUUUGACUUAUCACAUGAGAAUUCACUCAUUUGAUAAUCCUUUUUCCUGUACCAUUUGUAAAAAGAAUUUUACUGAAAAGGAUAGUUUGACUUCCCACAUGAGAAUUCACACAUUUGGGAAUCCUUUUUCCUGUACCAUUUGUAAAAAGAAUUUUACUGAAAAGAGUAGUUUGACUCGUCACAUGAGAAUGCACGCCGAUGAGAAGCCUUUUGAAUGUCUCUCUUGUAGAAAAAGCUUCACCUCUAAGUCUGAUCUUGAUAAACACAUCAGAAUUCACACUGGUGAGAAACCUUUUUCCUGCAUGAUUUGUAGCAAAAGUUUUACUCAUAAAGGUAAUUUGACUAGACACAUGAGAAUUCACACAGGUGAGAAGCCUUUUUCCUGUACAACAAAACAAGAAUUUUACUACAAGGAGUCAUUUGACACAUGAGAAGUCACACUGGUGACUUCUCAUGUGUCAAAUGACUCCUUGACACAUGACACUUGGGAAUUCAGACUGGUGAGAAACCUUUUGAAUGUAUGUCCUGUGGAAAAAGCUUCACUCAGGAAUCUCAACUUCAUAGACUUAUGAGAAUUCACACAUGUGAGAAGCUGUUCUCCUGAAUUAAUUGGGACAACGGUUUUAAACGAGAAAGCAAUUUGAGUAUACAAAUGACAUUUAUUCAUGCAUGACCUGUAAUGAUUUAUAUAUUUCUUUAAAAAAAACAUUUGUUUCACAUAAGUUGAGAAACUCACUGGUUAAUGGUCUUUUUUGAGAAAGCCAUUAAUUAACAGCUCUGUUUAUAGAAACCAGAACAGAUAAGGUGUUAUAUUGUAAACCUUGUAAAUAUUUAGAUCCUGGAUAUGUGAAUGUGAACAUCUGAAAGGUAAUAAUUUGGGGCCUGAGUAGCUUAGAUUUAAAUGGCCAAAAAAAAAAAA